AUAUGUAUAUGUAUAGUGUAAAUUAUAAAUCUUGCUUCUGGAUCCUGGUGGUGCUGAUUAAAUCAAAAUGGACACAAUAAAAUCGUUCAAAGGGUACGGCAAGGUGGAUGAGGUCGAACAACAAGCAUUCCGCAAAAAGACCCGUAAACGCAUCGUCAUCAUCAUCGCCUCUGUAAUUCUUCUGUUUGCGAUUGUCAUCGCCAUCGUUGUCGGCACCCUCCUCGUCCACAAUAACAAAAACUCUACCUCCUCCGGAACUGCAUCCACCACCACCACCUCCUCCUCCAUUCGAUCUGUCUGCAGCGUUACCCAGUAUCAAGAAUCGUGCAUUUCCAGCCUCCGAUCCCUGGAUACUACUACUACUACAGAUCCCCAACAACUUUUCAAACUCUCUCUCCUCGCCGUCCUCACCGAGCUCACCCAUUUAUCCACAUUUCCUUCCAAUCUCAAGUCCAAAAUUAACGACGAUCGAGUCAGAGCUGCUCUCGGCGUCUGCCAGGUCGUCAUCGAUGACGCCAUUGACAGAAUCAACGACUCCAUUUCAGCUAUGGGCGACGACGACGACAAGUCCUCUUCUUCCUUGAGCAUUGGAAUGGUAGAGGAUCUGAAAACUUGGUUGAGCACGACUCUAACCGAUCAGGAGACCUGCUUCGAUUCGUUGGAAGAAGUCAACGCCAUCACCGUUCUAGAGGAAAUGAAGGUACUAGCAAGGAAUUCCACCGAGUUCUCCAGCAACAGCUUGGCUAUUGUGUCCAAGAUUCUAGGCAUCCUAUCCAAUUUCAACUCCCAUCAUCGGAGACUUCUUCUGCUGGGCCAGGAGGAGGGAUUAGAAGAAGAAGAAGAAGAAGAUCAUCAUAUGAGAUUCCCUCGGUGGGUUGAGCGGAGGUUUCUGCAGGAGACGAAGCCGACGCCGAAUGUGGUGGUGAACAAGGACGGGACCGGAGAUUACAGAACCAUAGGGGAGGCGGUUGCAAAGAUUCCGAAGAAGAGCGCAACCAGAUUCGUGAUAUACGUAAAAGCAGGGGAAUAUGUUGAGAAUGUCAAUUUGGACAAGUCGUUGUGGAAUGUUAUGAUGUACGGCGACGGGAUGGCUAACACCAUUGUUUCCGGUAGCCUAAACAAAAUUGAUGGGACUCCCACUUUCAACACCGCCACUUUCGCUGUUGUGGGCAAGGGUUUCAUUGCGAGAGACAUGGGGUUCAAGAACAGUGCCGGGCCACAGAAGGAACAGGCUGUGGCUCUGAGAUCGGGUUCUGACCAAUCAGUUUUCUACAAGUGCUCCUUCGACGGGUUCCAGGACACUUUGUAUGCUCACUCGAAUCGGCAGUUCUACCGCGAGUGCGACAUCACAGGCACGGUAGACUUUAUCUUUGGAAACUCGGCGGUUGUGCUCCAGAGCUGCAACAUCCAGCCUAGACAGCCCGGUCCGAACCAAGUGGUGACCAUAACUGCUCAGGGAAAGAAGGACGUUAACCAGAACACGGGAAUUUCGAUCCAAAAGUGCAGCAUAUCCCCUCUGAUGACGAGUAGUAAUAGUAGUAGUCUGACGGCCAGGAGUUAUCUGGGUAGGCCGUGGAAGGAGUACUCGACAACAAUAAUAAUGCAAAGUCAAAUAGGGUCGUUUUUAGAUCCAGCUGGGUGGAGUCCUUGGGUUCCAGGGGUUAACCCCCCAAGUACAAUAUUUUAUGCAGAAUACCUCAACACUGGCCCCGGAGCCACCCUAGACAAAAGGGUCACUUGGGACGGUUACACACGCAACACAACAUCCGCCCAAGCCUCCAAGUUCACUGUCGAAUCUUUCAUCGACGGCACCAUGUGGUUGCCCCAAACACAAGUGCUCUUUGAUUUGACCUUGUGAAACCCCCCCUAAAUAACCACUACUACCAGCUUUUGCAUACUUCAAAUGUUAUAUAUGUUGUUUCUCAUUUGAAUCAUUCAUCAUGUUAUGUUUGUAUAAUGUUAAUGUAUGCACGCUCGUAUACUCACUCACUCUACUUAUUUAAAAGAUUAAUUCAUUUAAGAGACAGUCAUUUAUGUUUUAUGAUUUCUAUAUCA
Molecule: messenger RNA, 2055 nt
Organism: Impatiens glandulifera
Lineage: Eukaryota; Viridiplantae; Streptophyta; Magnoliopsida; Ericales; Balsaminaceae
Product: pectinesterase 3-like
Exons: 2
Coding region: 68-1858 (596 amino acids)
Biological process (GO): cell wall modification
Molecular function (GO): pectinesterase inhibitor activity; pectinesterase activity
Source: RefSeq, a predicted model, not a curated record